AUGUAUUCCCAGAGUAACUGUCAACCUACUUUGUUCGAUUCCCACACUCUUGACAAUCAAGGACAUAACAGUAAUCCAAAUUUACUGACAUCAAAUAUCGAUGAAGCACUGGAAAUUUUAAAAGAUUGGAAGGAUCUUGAAAGUAACCUCGAUGACAACCUACCAAUAUUGAUCGGAUCUCGAGCUGCGAAAUAUCAUCUUCCGUCUUUUCGCGAAACGAACGAUUGGGACCUGGUGGUUACCGUGUCGCAAACUAUCGAAUUAUUGAGCUCAUUCAUCAUCGGAUUCAUCGGAUCUUUUCAAAUGUUAUUUUAUAAGGGGAUCGGUGUAAAGAUUCACGGCUACUACAAGAGCUCGAAGAAAAACUCCUUUACUUUCGAUUUAGAUCUUGUGACUAACGGCCAAGAGACAAUCAAAAACGAUGACGGUUCCAUCGUCGAGUUAUUAGACAUCCCAAUUGUUACCAGCUCAAAGCUGAUCAUGGAUAUGUGUCGUGAAGUUGAUGAUAUAACCACUAUACCACUUUUUGGUUUGAAAUGUCGUGUUGCUUCCCUUGAAGUUCUUGAAGCACUAAAAACAUCUCACAUAUUCUUACCUGCAAACUUUUCCAAAAACAUAUCCGAUUUGCAUACGCUUCGAAAGGUCCUUCAAUAUACCCAGAAAAUUCCUAGAACACAUUCAUUAUUCGAGCCCGCGCGAGAUCAAUCCGUUGCGAAUAUGUUGGAAAUUCGCACAAAAGAAACAGAGAUUACCAGCGAAAUACAUGGUCAAAUUUUUAACCGGAACAAAAUAAACGAUGAUAAUUUUUCUGCACGUCUGACCGUCACUCAUGAUGAAUUAUACGAACUCGUAAAAUAUGGCGAACAAUCAACAUUCAAGACGAUGCGAAAUGAUUUGCAGAAUUCAUGGAUCGAUAAAUCACUCUUCGACAAUGCUGACUAUUUCACUCAAUUGAAGUGCGUCAAGGAAGAAGCAAUGACAAUAGCUCUUAAAAGAUAUAUGAUUCCCAGAACUUGUGUCGACUACGAAAAAGCCUUUUGUUUAGCAUUGUCCCACAUCUGUACAGCAUCAAUAAAUGUCUGGUUCAGAAAGUUCGCCGUUGAUAAUUAUCCGCGUCUCCUCAGUUGCGAUAAGGAUCUUACACAGAUCGCAAAAGAUAUUCGAAAUAAGUGUAAACUGAAAAAAGCCAUUGGUGACAUAUCGAUACUUGGUCAACAUUUUCCCGAUUCUGAUAGUUUUUCAAUAGUGGAAAAAUUGAUUCAACAAACCCAAGAAUUCAACCCUCCUGAUCUUAUCCUGCCCGAACCCGAUGACAUAAAUGUACAAUUUGAAACUUUUCGUUACGGCCUUAGAAUAUUCCCAUCAAACGGCAAAGACAACAACGAACAAAAAAGGGGUUUAGAGUGUGUGAUUACUGUGGUGUACAAAAUGUACGAGGAAAACGAGAGUAAAAUAAAUGAAUCAUGGUGGGCAUCGGUUUCUGUAUACCCAUUCAAGGCCGAAAGUGACGACUCUGAAAAUGUGGAUCAAAGUAUUAGCGACACAGAUACACCAAAUGGCACGGAUCCCACAACGAAUCAUCCAUUUGAUUAUGACAUGAUAAACUAUGAUGUUGAAAUCGUAGAACUCGAACAAAAACACAUUCUUCUCAUCUACAGCGAUCACGGUAGUGCAGGGCUUGGAGGUUUUGGUGAUGUAGAAAGUGAUUCGGAUAUGUCACCAUGGGUGUUGACAAAACCCGCAGAUCAGGUUGCCAGCGAACUUGGUAUUCCCGAACUGAAUGGGGAUUUUUUGGUUAGAUACAUCAUAGCAUAUCUUGAUCCCGAGUUACCUAAUGGUGGUGAUUACCCAUUCAGAAAAGCGAUUACAACUUUGGAACAAAAGAAGGGAAUUAAUAUGAUGCCAAAGCAGCAUUUGUGGUUUUACCUGUGGUGGUAUGCAACGUAUUUUAAAAGAGGAGAUUGGGGCAUCUCUUAG
Acaulospora morrowiae is the source of this 1977-nucleotide messenger RNA. The record is from the annotation of a GenBank genome assembly. Lineage: Eukaryota; Fungi; Glomeromycota; Glomeromycetes; Diversisporales; Acaulosporaceae.